Molecule: messenger RNA, 5467 nt
Organism: Anoplophora glabripennis (Asian longhorned beetle)
Lineage: Eukaryota; Metazoa; Arthropoda; Insecta; Coleoptera; Cerambycidae
Product: ikaros family zinc finger protein
Exons: 4
Coding region: 318-1937 (539 amino acids)
Biological process (GO): regulation of transcription by RNA polymerase II
Molecular function (GO): RNA polymerase II cis-regulatory region sequence-specific DNA binding; DNA-binding transcription factor activity
Source: RefSeq, a predicted model, not a curated record
UCAGUCAGUCAAAUGUUAGUUGAGUGUGUUAUUAUUUGUUUGUGAUGUAAUAGUUCCACGCACCAGGCUAACAAAUUGUUAAACUUAGUUUCGAAAGUGCUUGUAAAAGAAAAUAGGUUACUUGGUUUGCAGUUUUGCUCUAUGGAUUUUGUAAUAAUCUGCCAAAGUGCCUACCACUAAUACCACCUAAAUUAAAAUUGUGAACAUCCUGUUUGUGUAUUCGGUAACUCCUCUUGUUAGGUCCAUUAUUUGUUUAAUUUGUAGGUGUUAAUGGAAUCGCUAACUAACUCACAUACCUUUGACGACCCGCGGUGAUCAUGGCUGACACUGCUGCUGAAAAUGAGGCAGAUUCAGGCAGUGGUGUAGCAACGAUGCAAGCAACACCUGAUGGACCAUCAGUACCAGAGGAAGAUGCAGAACACAACGAGGCCGAAAGAGUGACUGGCUCAAGUACCAAUUACGAUUCCAGUGAAGGAACCAAUAAAUGCCCCAGAUGUGAUUUUGAGGCAAGCACCCAAGCAAUUCUAACCGCUCACAUUACUCAAACGCAUAGUACAAACGAAGUAGAAAUGGAGGUAGAAAACAAUAACCCGCCCCCCGAUCGGGUACAUCGAAAGAUAUUUGAGUGUGACGUUUGCAAUAUGAAGUUUUCUAAUGGGGCUAACAUGAGGAGGCACAAGAUGAGGCACACGGGUGUGAAGCCUUAUGAAUGUAGGGUGUGCCAGAAGAGAUUUUUCCGGAAAGAUCACCUUGCUGAGCACUUUACGACACACACGAAGACUCUACCGUAUCAUUGCCCGAUUUGUAACAGAGGCUUUCAAAGGCAGAUUGCGAUGAGGGCGCACUUCCAAAAUGAACACGUGGGACAGCACGAUUUAGUUAAAUCUUGUCCGUUGUGUAGUUAUCGUGCUGGUUCUAUGAAGAGCUUAAGAAUACACUUCUUUAACAGACACGGAAUUGAUUUGGACAACCCAGGGCCCGCUGGUUCACAGGCAUCUUUGCUAGCGGCAGCCGCCCAACAAAAUUUUGCUAUAGAUGGCACGCUCAAUUCUUUGAACCAAUUGUCUAGUAGUUUGUCUGUCAGCGUCACUGGAGCGAAUUAUAGUGACUCGGGUGAUUCCACGGGUGCGCGCUCAACUGAUAACGCUACGCCGCCAAUGCAUUUCCUUACACCACAUGUGGAAAUAUCUAUGGCAGACGCGCCGGUACCUGUUUUUUCUCCAACUCCUGGUGAUCAACAAAGUGCCAGUCAACCCGUCCAAAGUGGAGAUUCGUCUCAGCGAUUAAACGGAGAAUGUCCUAAUUCUCCGCAGUCGGCCGAUUCUAACUCAAAUGCUCCCUCAAGCAGCCACAUUCAGCCAAGCUCUCUCAGAAUAGACCAAGAAACUAGUAUUACCCCGUCCAUAUCUCUAAUUCCUAUUAAGCAGGAACCCGGAGAAGAGUACGAUAUUUCUAAACGAAAUGGACCAGUAAAUUUAAGCACAUCGCCUUCUGGUAGUGUACAAAUGCAAACAGCAACUUCAAGUAGUCUUAGUUCUUUAAUUAAAGUGUCACCGCUGAAAAGUUUACUUAGAGACGAUUUGAAAAGAAAAAUUAUUACAAGAAAUAACUCGUCAGCACGAGGUAGGUCGACAGCAUCGCCUAAUGCCAAUUCAGAGCACUCUCCGAGCGAUGCUGCUACUACAACCAAUGGUACUAUAACUUCAACAGGUCCCGAACAACCGUCGGACUCUUCUUUAUGGAGGACUAUGGGUAAACGUUCUUUAAGUGGCUUACAAUGUAUAUUUUGUGGUAUAGGUUUUCCUGAUCAAACACUUUAUUUCUUGCACAAGGGUUGCCACUCUGAUGCAAAUCCUUGGAAAUGUAAUAUUUGUGGAGAGCAAUGUUGUAAUGUGUACGAAUUUAAUUCACAUCUUUUAAGCAAAAGCCAUCAGUAGAUAUUUCAUUAGCGUACUAUUCUAUUAAAAAUUAUAUUUACUUUAUACUAAUCGCCGGUUUAUGAAUCGGUACAGAAAUCUGUAAUUGAGUUGGUGUUUUUUCGAUUAUUAUGGUGAUGCUCACUAUAACUAAAUUUAAAACAAUAUUUUGGGGCCUUGUGUAUUUACAUACAACCUAUAGAAUGUUAUAUUGCAUGUUGUAACAACAUAUAAAUAAAUAUAUUUUAUGUAUAAAAUAUGCCACGAAAUGGUUUAGAAAAAUUCAGUUUAAGAAAUACCUGUAGGCAAUCACAAAACAUCCAAUGGUGGUUAAAUGAAAUAAAAUAACUUGAUAUGAAUAAAAAUAAUUAUUGUAACGUAACUACCAGUUGCAGUUGGUAAAAAUUUAAAUGGUUAUAUUAAAAAUGAGGCGUGGAAGAGCCCAUUCGGUUUUUGGGGAACGAUUUUUAGACGCACAUGGAGAAUUUUUGUACUGAAAAUAUUUCAAACGAAAUAUGGAAAAUAAAAUAUUUAAAUAGGUAUAGCUUUUCCUAAGGUCUCAGAAAAGGUUGUACAUUCAUAUUAUAAGAUCAGGUAUAUAUAUGCUCAAUUGUUUUUGAUAUCUUAAGGAAAACUAUAUAUCCUAAUUUAAUUUUUUAUUCUAUAAAUUUCAUUUGAAUUUUUUUUAUCAUGAAAACUCUCCGUGACCAUAGAAAUAAUUUCCUAGAAAGUGAUGUGGGUUUCACAUUUCACUAUCAAAAUAUAAUCACUUUAAUUUUUAGAAAACUGCCACUGAUAUAAACUUAUUUUAUAUCUGGCAAGAUUCUUUGUUUUGUAAGUUGCAAAUGGAGUAAUCAAAAAAUGGAAUUUUGGAUAAAGGAUUAAUGAAUGGUUUAUUGUUUUGGACAUUUUUCAAAUCAGUCUAUGUACAAAUUUUUAUUAUGCCCAUAUCAAAUUUCUCAUAAAAUUAUAUAUUUUUAUCCCAGCGUUUAUGAGAGAUGUACAAAUACUAAGUGCCAUUUUUCUGAUAAAAAUAAAUAAAAUAAAAUUCAGUUCUUGUAACCACUUUGUAUAGAAACUAUUUUUGUUUGUGCCUCAUUUUUUUCACAUGGCAAAAUACCCAAAUAAACAGAAAAAACUAAGAUUAUGCCACAAACAAAUUUGUUGCAGGUAAUUAAGUGAAAUAAAUAUUUUAAAAAAUUCAUAGCCACUAUUGGAUGUUUAAAUUGAUCUGGAAUCAAUGAGAGGAUAUUGCAUGUCAUUCUAGAAAUUUACUUUCUAUGUAAAUUAUAUUUGAUAAAUGAAUAUAAUUAUUUUGAAAAAUUAGAGAUAUACAGGGUGGUUCGUAAAUGAUCCCAAAAUAUGAUGUUUUAACGUAAUUUUCCAAGUUGCUUCGUUUUGGUGCUAAAUGGUAAAUAAAUGGCUAAAUGGUAUUAAACUUAGUAAAAAAUUGUUGUAUUUUUCCAUAUAAUUUUAAAUUGUUUUGAUUCAUUUAAUUGAAAUUUAAAGUGCUAGUGCUGGUACUUUAUAUAGAUGUGACUCUGAAAUAGUAAUACUGCAAUCAACAACCAUUUGGGAGCAAAACCUCUAUUGCCAACCUUGAAAUGUAAGAUUGAAUUUUCAAUAUAUUUUCGUGCAAUAAAUUUCACAUAACCUAAUAUUUUGGUCUUUAGAUAUUACAGUAAUUAAAUUUUGACAUUCUUUGUAUAUAAAUGGCACAAACUAACUUAUGUUAAAUUUAUUUCCCUAGCGAUUUUAGUAGUCAUUGCAGUCAAGUCAUUGCAUUAUCGCCUAUAUUAUGGCCCUAUUUAGAAAUAAACUAUUUUUUCCCCUACUUUAAGAUCAUCUAGCGGCUAAACCAAGCAAUUUGGUAUAAAAGUAAAUUGCGAUAAAAACCUAUCCUGCCGUGUCGGUUCAUUUACAAAUUACCCUUUGGACCACCAUACAAAAUUAACUUUGUAAAAUUAUACGAAACUUUUUAUAUAAACUAUUAUAGUUAUAUAUAUUUCACAUUCCAAUUUUUUAUUUUUAUACAAAAACUAUAGAUUGAUAAAAAUUCUUUAUAUAUUUAUGACCGUACUCAAUUUUAGUGAUUUAUAUGAGAAUAUUCAAUCAGAUAUUCUUUGAAAUGAUAACAGUAACAUUUUUCUGGUAAGGAUUGUCUGUGAAGUAAAAAUUAUUUUAAAAUAAUUUGGAUACAUAAUUUGCAUUUUAUAUUUGUUACAACUAAUAAUUUUAUAAAUUGAUUGGAUUUUCAGAUAUUUAUUCAGUAAUCAAUACUACUGAAAAUGUUAUGACUAUCCUAAACACAUUUUCGUUAGAAUUAUAGUUGUUGUCGUAAAAACUUUAUGAAGAAAAAUUAAAUCAAAACCAAUUGUGAUAAAUUAUUGUUGACAAUUUAAUUCUUGUUAAAUAUUUAUAUGGACAAUGUAUAUACUACAUUUUGAAUUACAUACCUUUUUUGUUAAUGAUAAUUAUAUUAAGAAUAAUUACACAUGCAUUUUUAAAGAAACCAUUUCAAAAGGUGAAGUAGGCUUUUUAAUAACUAUAGAAUCAACACUAUUUACUUUCAACUGUUCAACUCUCAGUGGUCAAUUUUUUAAUGUCUACUUUGUUAAAUGCUAAACUAAUUCUAAUUUCACUUUAAUAAAAUUAUUAUUAAUUAUUAUCGUAUGGUUUGUAAAUGUGGUGUUGAUUUUAUAGAUCUUAAAUUUUUGUUUAAAUAAGUGCCUGCAAACAUGCCUUGAAACAAUCAUUCUAAUCUGAAAUUUGCUCUAAAAAGUCCGUCCAUUGUUGAAAAAUAAUAUAGGUAUAUAUUAUAUUUAAAUAUAAAUAUUUCAUAUUGCUAGAUAAUACAUGUUUCUAGUAUAUAGUUAGAAGAGCAAAGUUUAAGGUUUGUUAAUAUCAAAUAGGUUUAGUGAUUUUUGUAUACAUUCCAAUGAAUAUAUUUUUCUUCAAAAAAAAAAAUGUUAAAAAUUGUGUAACACACAGACUUUGAUAAUUCAAUUUUGUGCAAUAAUUUGCAGAGCUUAUUUUUUUACACGUAGUUCUGCUGUAAAUUAUUUUCCUUAAUUUCUAGACUGGCUGUUAUAAACAGGAUAAAGAUAUACUACUACUUUCAUCAUUUUUUUGUAAUAUAACUAUAUAAUUUUAUUCUUUGCCUUGUUAAGUAUUAGUAUAUCUUAUUAAUGGAAAUCAUGUGUUGUAAAUUUGUAAUUAGUUCGAUAGUCAGUGCUUAAAGAAUGCAACUGAUAACAGACAUACAUGAUUUUGAGGCAGUCAGUCUUUCCCCAUAAAAUCAGCCUUCCUUAUAGACAGUUUAAUAAAAACUAAAGAUUAUGUUAUUUAUGUAAUAAUUAAGUUUACACACUAAUAUUUUAUUUUUCAGUCAACUUUAUUCCUAGAAAUUAUAAAAAUGAACAUUCCUUAUUGGUCAAUAGAAAUGUGAUUAUAAAAAAUGUACCUACUUUUUAUAUUUAUUUUUAUUUAUACAUUUUGUAAAUCACAUCUUGUUAUUCUGGUGAGAGGGACAAAUAAAGUAAGAGUUUUAA